AUGACGAGGAGGAGGGUGGCGCUGAGUAGCUAUUUAGGGUACGAUCCGAUCGAAAAACAAUUCAAGGUGUUGGCCAUGACCUUUCCAUUUAGAUCAGAUGAUGGGAUCUCUGAGGAGCAUCAAGUUCUGACAUUAGGAGGAACUGGAUCUUGGAGAAUGGUCCAGUGUUGCAUUCCCCAUUGUCCUGGAUGGAAGGUGAUAUGCAUCAGUGGUGUUUUGUACUACCAAGCUAAGGUCAACAUGUCUUCAUCGUGUUCUAUGAUAGUUUGCUUUGAUGUUAGGUCUGAGAAGUUCAGCUUUAUCAAAGUCACGGAAGCUUUCACUAGUGUAGUGCAUCAUACAUCAACUCUGAUAAACUACAAGGGUAAAUUGGGUUCAAUUACGACACCAGAUUUUUACUGUGUCAGUGGAAAAACUGGUGCUUUUGUGUUGUGUGUUCUUGAAAACCCCGAAAAACAUGAGUGGUCGAAGCAUAUUUACAUUUUUCCUCCUGAGUGGGAGCAUGUUUUUGGACAGAGAACCUUUCAUAUUGUUGGAGUGACCCGUAAUAAUGAAGUUAUCUUGUCGAGAUUAUAUCCAAGCGACCCUUUCUAUGUUUUCUACUUCAAUCUUGAGAAGAAAACUAUCAUAAGAGUUCAAAUCCAAGGAAUGGGAGCGUUCAUGGGUGAUGUGUACACCUUUGUAGACCAUGUUGAGGACUUGCAGGUCAAGCAUCUUACUUAG
Messenger RNA from Camelina sativa (false flax), 723 nucleotides. The record is from RefSeq and is a predicted model, not a curated record. NCBI's taxonomy places the organism in Eukaryota, Viridiplantae, Streptophyta, Magnoliopsida, Brassicales, Brassicaceae.